AUGGAAGUCCUCCCACAUUAUAAAGAAAAUAUUCGUUUUGAGCUUGCUUCUCGAAAGCUAGAAGAAGAUUUUUUCAGGUGGCUGAGCAUUCCUUCAACUAGUUCUCUAAUCCAAAAGUUAAUAGAAGAAUCAAAAAACCCUUCAUCCGCAAAUAAUCAGCCAAGUCCUCUUUUCCCUAAUAGAGCAGCGCCAUCAUCUCCAAGCGUGACAUCUCCUAAAGGUAGAGCUUCCUUAACCCCUCCGCUAUCCCCAGGCGCUGCAGACAGGCCCCCCACUUCGCAUUCUCAAUCAUUGCCAGCAGAUGGACUUGCACAAAUCAAGCCAAAAAAAGUACAGGAGCCAGUCCCAGUUGUCAAGCCUCAAAUAAAGCCAUCAAUUCCACAGUUUUAUUUCCCUCAAGGGAAGCCAUCUGAUCCCUCACAGUCAGAAAAAGACACAAAAUUAAUUAAUCAGUAUUUUAUCAGAGAUUCCUUAAAAAUCCAAGAAUUUGAAGCCAUUACCAAAGAGUUUUGUGGGCUUCCCAAGAUAGUCCUUCCUACAUUAUUCACUAAUAUUGCUGGAGAAGGAAGAGAAAUAGUGACAAAAGCCCAGUUUUUGAAGUACUGGAAAUCUGAACUCGAAGGGAAAAAUCCUGUUCAGAGACUAUUUAAUGUUCUAUGUAAACCUGGAAGGAGAUAUUUGAUAAGGAAUGAUUUUAAGCCGCUUAUGAUUUAUUUAAUGGAAACUCACCCUGGGCUUGAAUUUUUGAAAGCUACCCCAGAGUUUCAAGAAAGAUAUGCAGAAUGCGUUGUGGAAAGGAUUUUUUAUAGUUUAGAUACAAAUGAUGAAGGGAAAAUCACAUUUAGGGAGCUGAAAAGAAGCAAAUUAAUGGCAGUGUUGCUGAAUUUAGACACUGAAGAAGAUAUAAAUAAAAUCAGAGACUUUUUCUCUUAUGAGCAUUUUUAUGUGCUAUAUUGCAGGUUUUGGGAGCUGGAUACAGAUCAUGAUUUUUUGAUUGAUAAAGAAGAUUUUUCUAGAUAUGAAGGUCACACUCUGUCAAGAAAAGCAAUUGAUAGAAUAUUUGAAGAAGUCCCAAGAAAAUUCAAAUCAAAUGUAGCUGGAAAAAUGUCUUAUGAUGAUUUUAUAUGGUUUAUGAUAUCUGAAGAAGAUAAAUCAACUAGCAGGUCAUUGGAAUAUUGGUUUAAAGUUGUAGAUCUAGAUGAUAAUGGAAUUAUAACUGCAUAUGAAAUGGAUUAUUUUUAUGAAGAGCAGCUUCACAGGCUAGAAUAUCUUAAACAAGAAGCGGUACCUUUUCAAGAUGUCCUGUGUCAGCUUGCUGAUAUGAUAAAUCCUAAAACCCAAAAUCAGUUUACUUUGAGCGAAAUUAUAGCCAAAAAAAGUAUCAGCGGAGUCUUUUUUAAUUGCUUACUCCCCCCCCCCCCCUCCGUGAGCGAACAAAACCAUUAGAAAAAUCGCCAUUUUUUGACCAAAAACCCACCCUCUGUGAGUGAACAAAAAUUGUUUUAAUAGAAAAAAUUUUAAUGGAAAAAAAUUUUGAUAUAUAAGUGAUAAUUAGUAUAAUGAAAUCUAGAGCUAAUUCUGUUUAAUUUUAAACAAAUUGCGUUUUAAAACAUAAAUUUUGCAAAUUAAAUUAAUAUUUGCUUCCCAAUUUUGCAAAUUAGGAUUUUUUUUAAAUUUCGAAAAAAAUAUUUUUUAUAAAAUUUAUAUAUAAAUUUUUUUUUAAAAAAAAAAAUUUAACCCCCCUCCGUGAGCGAACAAAAUUUUUUUGUUCGCUCACGGAGGGGGGGGGGGAGUUAGUGAAUUUAAACAAAUUUAUUGCAUAUGAGCAGCGCGAUCCUUUCCAAAUAAAAAAUGAACUCAACGAAAACCCUGAUUUCACGGACUGGGACCGAUUUGCAAACGCAGAAUAUGUAAGAUUAGCUAUGGAAGAAGAAAACGCUGAAGCAUCAGAAGUGCUAGACGAAGUGUGGGAUUCUGAUCGAGAAGAUUAG
This is a messenger RNA of Blepharisma stoltei, 1991 nucleotides long. The record is from the annotation of a GenBank genome assembly. NCBI's taxonomy places the organism in Eukaryota, Ciliophora, Heterotrichea, Heterotrichida, Blepharismidae.